CUCACAGGACUGAAUUAGACUUGAGGCGCAGGGAGGCGUUAGCACCUCUAGUCUGAACCAGAACUAGCUGCAUUGGGCAGACAGGAAAAAAUAGCUGGCCGUCUGCUAGCAACAUAGCUCUGAACCUCAGGCUAGCAAGAAGAUAAAAGAAAGAACUGGAUCGCCACCACGGAUUUCUUGUGGGAUAAACGGACGGGCCUCGCUGCUAAAACGAUGCCUCACACAAGACGGUACUCGUCUUCGGACAGAGACAGUCGAAGCAGCUACCAGGACCGCUACAGAGACAGAGACAGAGGGCGAAGACACCGGCACAGAAGAUCGCCCACCUACUCAUCCAGCAGUGACAGAGACAGAAAGGGACGGGGACACAGACAGGAAGGAAGCUAUGUACGCUCAAGGAGUCGUAGUUAUGACAAUCGUUCAACGGAGCACCGGCCAUUUGACCGAAGAUACUGCGAGGGAUACAGACGCUUGGAUCAGAGCCGAGAUCGAGACCGUGACAGAGACAGGGAGCCACAUGGAGCGGCUGAAAGUUACUAUACACGCGACUUCUCCCCAAAUAUGUACGACUACCGACGCGGGCGCGAGAGGGAGCGUGAACGGGAUGAGUCGUACAGGCGGAAAGGCAGCAGGCGUAAGCACAAACGAAGGCGGCGUAGAACCAGGUCCUAUAGCCCAUCCUCCUCGCGGAGCGACAGCCGGACGCGGGCACUGAGUGUGAGGGACGACGAGGAAGGGCACCUGAUCUGUCGGAGUGGGGACGUCCUGCAAGAGAGAUAUGAGAUUGUCAGCACUUUGGGGGAAGGCACCUUUGGGAGGGUGAUGCAGUGCAUUGACCAUCGCAGGGGAGGAGCCCAUGUUGCCCUGAAAAUAAUCAAAAACGUGGAGAAGUACAAGGAAGCAGCUCGUCUGGAGAUCAACGUAUUGGAGAAGAUCAAUGAGAAGGACCCUGAUAACAAAUUUCUGUGUGUACAGAUGUACGACUGGUUCGACUACCACGGUCACAUGUGUAUCUCCUUUGAGCUGCUAGCUCUCAGCACCUUCGACUUUCUAAAAGAAAACAACUACUUGCCCUACUCAAUUGGUCAGGUCAGACACAUGGCCUACCAAAUCUGUCUCGCUGUAAAGUUUCUCCAUGACAAUAAGCUGACACACACAGACCUAAAGCCUGAGAACAUUCUGUUUGUCAACUCAGACUUCACAAUGUCCUACAAUGUAGAGAAGAAACGUGAAGAACGGACGGUUAAGAGCACAGCAGUACGUGUAGUGGACUUUGGCAGCGCCACUUUUGACCAUGAGCACCACAGCACCAUUGUAUCCACACGGCAUUACCGUGCCCCUGAGGUUAUACUAGAGCUGGGCUGGAGCCACCCCUGUGAUGUGUGGAGCAUUGGCUGUAUCCUGUUUGAGUACUACCUGGGCUUCACCUUGUUUCAGACUCAUGACAACAGGGAGCAUUUGGCCAUGAUGGAGAGAAUCCUGGGACCAGUGCCCUCUAGGAUGAUUCGUAAGACGAGGAAGCAGAAGUACUUCUAUCGUGGCCGUCUGGACUGGGACGAGAGCUCCUCAGCGGGGAAAUAUGUCAGAGAAAACUGCAAACCUCUGCGGCGGUAUCUGCUCUCGGAGGCGGAGGAGCACCACCAAUUGUUUGACCUCAUUGAAAGCAUGUUGGAAUAUGAGCCCUCUAAGAGGCUGGCACUGGCUGACUCCCUCAAACACCCUUUCUUUGAGAAUGGUGGCAUUGGUGAGGCAGCGGGCAGCAAGAACUGGGAGGGCAACAGAGACAUCAGCCGGUGACCCACAAGCCUCCAAAGACUGAAUGACAGAGGAGAUCAAGUCUUUUAUAUGUGAACAGGUGAACUGUUGAAUUAAUAGGGGCUUCGGACGUUUUCUGUCGUUUUUCUUUUAAGCAUGGACACCUUAAUGUCUCGCUCCUCCAUCCCGUCCCUCUGAUGUCCACCUCUGCAGCCACAAGAGGCAUGUGUUUUCUUUUUUUUCAGCAGCAGAGAGACCAAAAUAACCCACAAAGACUGGAAACGAGUCAAGAUUAAUUUUUUGUAGGGGUCACAGCCUCAGUAGAGGACAAAAAUCUUAAAUGGAAGAUUAUUUGAACCCAAAGUAGCCCUCUAUGCAGCUCCUGUCUUCCUUUUGACUUCUGAACCACCUUUUUCCCUUCCGUCCGUCAUAUAAUUUUCAUCAGCAUGUGAAGAAAAUAAUUCACCCCACUUAGGAAAUAAGCACCACUGCACUCAGUCAUAAGAAAACUGUUAUGGAGAAGAAAUGUCUUCUGAUUCUGAAGUCUAAGGAAAGGGUAAAAGGGAGAUAGAGCUGUAUAUGCAGCACAGGUCCUCACCUGCAUAAUUCUAAACAUAGAGACACACAGGAUAUUCAAUUAUGCUAGCAACAAAUCAGCAAAAGUGAAUAUCAAAUUUCCCUGGCAAGAAUCUCUAGCAGAAGCAAGUGUCUCAGGUUUAUGUUUACGUUUUUGUUAAGUGAGCACUUGCACUGUGUAUAAUUUUUCAUGUGUCUUUUUUUUAAUGUAUAAAAGGGUUGUCCUCUGCAUGGAGACUAUAGCCCUUAAUCUCCAGUCAUUAGGCCUCUUAUUAUUCGCCAGUGAGAUAAUAAUGGUGAUGGACACUCCACACACACAGGCCUCUGUAGCCUGUCUUAUUGAUAGAUAUGUCUGUUUGUUACGGUAUGCAAUGCUUUCUGGGUAUGCGAGUGUGUGUGUGUGUGAGUGAGUGUGUGGGUGUGUAUAGAGGUGUGGAUGGAGCGGGUGACACUUUCACAUCAAUGUUUGCUAAGAGACUUCUUAGUAGUUCAGCAUUAGUCAUAGGAACAUUCUCAUAUACAAAAAAAACAAACUGCCUUUUUUCAUGUGUGAUAUGGUCAGACCUGAAGUCUCUCCAUUGAGGUUAAGCACACAGCUCCUGGUGGUAGCCAAUGAGCCACACACAACUCCUGUCGACGUAUUUAUUUUGAGUUCCAGUAGGUCAUAGUCCCCACCCCCACACCUGUAAAUGACUUGUUUUUUUGUAUGAAAUUAAAGCGUAUAAAACUGUAUAUAUGUAUGAUUGUGUAGAAUUAAAGUUAAGUCCUCCUUGCCAGAGGCUUAUGGUGCUCUCAGUAUCAGUUUGGGCCCCUGGUAGCUUAAAGGAGGUGUUCUGUCUUUAAAUACCA
This is a messenger RNA of Lates calcarifer (barramundi perch), 3180 nucleotides long. RefSeq names its product CDC-like kinase 2a (gene clk2a). Gene Ontology annotation, biological process: regulation of RNA splicing; protein phosphorylation. Gene Ontology annotation, cellular component: nucleus. Gene Ontology annotation, molecular function: ATP binding; protein tyrosine kinase activity. The coding region runs from base 214 to 1797 and encodes 527 amino acids. NCBI's taxonomy places the organism in Eukaryota, Metazoa, Chordata, Actinopteri, Centropomidae. The record is from RefSeq and is a predicted model, not a curated record. The transcript is spliced from 13 exons.